UUACUUAUACGAAAAAAAAAACAAAUCAGAUGGUUGCACAGACGAUGGUAUGUUAGGCCAAUUAAACAAAAGAGAUCAAUUUGGAGAUUAUAAUUGUUUAUUCCAAGAACUUAAGAAUGAUGAAAAAAUGUUUUACCGCUACACAAGAAUGACAACUGAACAUUUGAACAAGCUUACAGAAUUAACGACACCGUAUUUAAAAAAAAUAAAUAAACAUGCUCUUAUUCCGGAACAUAGACUUAUAAUAGCUUUAAGAUAUCUUGCUAUAGGCGAUUUACCGUUAUCCAUAGCUGUAGCUUUUAGAGUUGGCGAAUCUACAGUCAGGAAAAUAAUAAAGGAAGUUUGUUUAGUGUUAAUUAAAGUUUUACAACUUCUAUAUUUUGUUUGUCCUAAUGAUGAAGAUUGGAAAAAAUGUGCUGAUGGUUUCUGGAAACGUUGGAAUCUUCCUAAUUGUGUUGGAUCGAUAGAUGGGAAGCACAUAAGAUUACGAUGUCCUCCAAAUUCCGGAACUUUAUUUUACAAUUAUAAAAAAUAUUACAGCAUAGUAUUAAUGGCAGUAGCAGAUUCUAUAUACAGAUUUACACUAGUUGAUGUAGGAGCCUACGGAGGAGACAGCGAUGGAGGAAUUUUUAAUGAUUCUCAAAUAGGAAUUAAUUUGAACAAUGAACAAUUAAAUCUGCCAAAAGAAAUUGUUAAUCUUCCUGAUACCAAUAUAAAAACAUUCCUAUAUUUUAUUGGUGAUGAUACUUUCAGACUGUCGAAUAGAAUAAUGAAACCCUAUUCUGGUAAAAACUUAACCGAUAUACAGCAAAUCUGUAAUUAUAGAUUUUCAAGAGCACGCAGAACUGUCGAAAACGCUUUUGGUAUUUUUGCCAACAAAUGGAGAAUAUUUCAUACAUCUAUUUGUAUGCUGCCAGAAACUGUAAACAUAAUUCUUACAGCUUCAGUUUGUUUACAUAAUUAUGUGUUAAAAGAAGAGCAACACAAUGAAUAUAAAUAUUACAGUCAAGAGAUAAUUCGAGAAAAUGAUAAUACAAUGUGGCUGUCAUCAAGUGGUGUCGAAGAAUGUAGUGGUAACGUAAGGGAUGGUCAAGCUCAAAGGGAUAAACUAUGUGAAUAUUUUGUUUCUUCAGCUGGAAGACUGGAAUGGCAAUAUGACUAUAUUCAUAGACUAUAUUCAUUUAUUUUUGAAUUUAAUUUAUAUUCUUUCCGUUUCUAAUUAUCACCGUUUUAUGUCUCUACGAACCGUGUUACUUAAUGCUCUAAUCUUCGUUAAUUAAAUUGCGCUGAAGAUGACUUGAAGACAAGUCGAAACGUCCGCACACACCUUUUAUUCUUAUAU
Messenger RNA from Camponotus floridanus (Florida carpenter ant), 1342 nucleotides. Its product is annotated as protein ALP1-like. The transcript has 4 exons. Lineage: Eukaryota; Metazoa; Arthropoda; Insecta; Hymenoptera; Formicidae. Bases 50 to 1219 code for a protein of 389 amino acids. The record is from RefSeq and is a predicted model, not a curated record.